Messenger RNA from Aplysia californica (California sea hare), 1754 nucleotides. RefSeq names its product glutamate receptor ionotropic, kainate 2. Lineage: Eukaryota; Metazoa; Mollusca; Gastropoda; Aplysiida; Aplysiidae. Gene Ontology annotation, molecular function: glutamate-gated receptor activity. Gene Ontology annotation, biological process: monoatomic ion transport. Gene Ontology annotation, cellular component: postsynaptic membrane; plasma membrane. The record is from RefSeq and is a predicted model, not a curated record.
UUUCCAUUAAGGUAAGUAAUUCUUAUAUUUUGCCGUGUUUGUUUAAUGGGUAUUGUUUUAUAAAAUAGAGCGCCUUUUUCAUCUGAUUUAUUUUGUGUUUUGUUGCAGAUUCCUAUCAAAGGGCUUACGGGUGAUAUACUUCUGAAAACGGGUAGAAGGCUGGAUUUUAAGCUGGACAUUCUGCAACUGACCCCAAAGGGCAUGAUCAAAGGCGGAGAGUGGAAGGUCUCCUCAGGGAUCAACGUCACUCACCGAGAGAUUCAUGGCAACGGCAACCCCUUCGGUAACAAGACGCUGGUCGUCACCACGCUUAAGCGGAUCGUCACUAUCACAACCCUGAUGGAGCCGCCGUUCGUGAUGGACAAAGAGCAACCCUCAGACGAUGAACCUUACGAAGGCUUCUGCAUCGACUUCGCCGCAGAGCUGUCCAAAAUCGUGGGCUUCAAGUACAAGAUCGAGCUGGUGCCGGACAACAACUACGGCACGAAGAACGCAGACGGCGAGUGGGACGGUAUUGUUAGAGAGCUUAUCGACAGGAAUUCGACUAUCGAGACGUAUAGUCGAAUGUACGCUUACAUGAAGGAUCGCCCGCACGUUCUCUCAGAGACCUACGCACAAGGUAUCGAGCGUGUGAAGCAAGGCAACUACGCAUUCUUCAUGGAGAAUCUCAUGAUCGACUACCAAGUGCAGAGGGAUUGCGAUCUCAUGCAGGUCGGAGGUCAACUCGAUUCCAAAGGUUAUGGCAUCGGUCUGCCUAUGAAUUCUCCGUACAGAGACAAGCUGUCAAUGGCUAUCCUCGAACUGCAAGAGGGCGGAACAAUCCAAAAGUUGUAUAAUAAGUGGUGGAAAGACACGGGUACUUGUGUGAGAGAAGACAAGAAAGAUUCUAAAGCGAAUGCCUUGGGUGUACAAAACGUUGGUGGCAUAUUCGUGGUUCUGCUGCUGGGCUUGGCACUCGCUGUGAUAGUGGCCAUCAGUGAAUUCAUCUGGAAGUCGAGACAGAAUGCACAAGAGGACAGACAAUCUUUGUGCUCGGAGAUGGCCCAGGAGCUCCGGUUCGCUGUACGCUGUGGCGGCUCUUCUAAGAGGCCAAAGGUUAAGCCUCAUGUCAGUGACAAAAGGCAGAGUCAGCCACCAGCCGGCCAUACGCAUGUCCAGCCCAUCACUCCCUCUGGCCAGGACAUCGGACCGGACUCCCCUAACGGCCUGCUACAGCUCCGACAGACCCGCAAAUCUCCUUCCCCUGUGCCUUCCUCCACACGCUCGACUGGCGGCUCUCGCUAUGAGACAGAGUUCCGAUCCGACUUCCGAACAGAAUACAACAACAAGCGGGAGUUUAACGGGGACUACCAGCACGUGGACUGCAGUGACGGUGAGGUUUGACGGUCCAUCUGCAAGAAGUAGUCCAGCCAAUCACAGAGCAGCGAAUGUAUCGUAAUAAUUGUGCGCGUCCUAUUGGAAGCAAUCGAGGUGCAGCAAAUAUUUAUAUCCUGUCAGUUUGGGGUUUCCUCUUGACGUUUAGAAUUUCUGUUGUCUUUACAGAGCACAUGAACUUCCGACGUGGACAGUUUUGUGAUUGAAGAGAUCACUCUGUAGAAGCAGUCGAUAAGGUUGUCUCUUGUAAGGAAAACUGUCAAGCGUCAGACAAUGUUAAAAGUGUCUUGAAAACAAACACUUAGCUUUUUGAACAACUGCUACUAGAGCGUUAUUCAAUAUGUUUGUUUUUCAAUAUUAAAGUAUAACUUCUAAUUGGA